This is a messenger RNA of Pezoporus flaviventris, 2956 nucleotides long. RefSeq names its product oxysterol binding protein like 7 (gene OSBPL7). Gene Ontology annotation, molecular function: cholesterol binding. The transcript has 22 exons. Lineage: Eukaryota; Metazoa; Chordata; Aves; Psittaciformes; Psittacidae. The record is from RefSeq and is a predicted model, not a curated record. The coding region runs from base 239 to 2860 and encodes 873 amino acids. Gene Ontology annotation, cellular component: cytosol; intracellular membrane-bounded organelle; perinuclear endoplasmic reticulum.
GGGGGGUCCCGGCUCGCUGCCGGCUCCGGUCCUCCACGGAGCAGGGGGCAGAGCCGAGCGGCUCCGGCCCAGCGCCUCCGCCUCCUUCCGUGUUCCGGUUCCUGCAGCCGCCGGGCAGGAUGCGACCGGCCCCGGCCGCCCGGCGGCUCCCACUGCUGUGACAGCCGAGCUCAGACCCGCAGCACUGACCAGAGCAGGGGCUCGACCCGGUCCCUGCAUCCCCAUCUGCUCCCCGACCAUGGGCAGCCACGAGAAGGACGCCUCCUCGCCGAGGAAGGCCCUGUCCCGCUCCAACAGCACCGUGUCUUCCAAGCAAAGCAGCGUUCAGCAGGGCUCUGAGAGCUGGGAGGUGCUGGAGGAGCCUCGUGUGCGGGGCAGCCCGGGCACGGAGCCACAGCGACACGAGGGCUAUCUGCUCAAGAAGAGGAAAUGGCCCCUGAAGGGCUGGCACAAGAGGUACUUUGUGCUGGAAAACGGCAUCCUGAAAUAUGCCACCACGCGCCAGGAUGUCCUCAAGGGCAAACUGCACGGUGCCAUCGAUGUCCGUCUGUCCGUCAUGUCCGUCAACAAGAAGGCACAGCGGGUUGACCUGGACACGGAGGAGAACAUCUACCACCUCAAGAUCAAGUCCCCAGAGCUCUUCUCCAGCUGGGUGAGCAGCCUCUGCUCCCAUCACCAGGGUGAGAGGGGGGAUCCCGCAGGGCCCAACAUGCAGGGCCAGUGGACCCGGAUCCUGCCCUCGGGCAGUGCUCCUGCCCUCUCCACCCUGGCCAGCUCCCGGGACAAGGUGAACGCCUGGCUGAAGGACAGCGAGGGGCUGGAGCGCUGCUCGGCCGAGCUGGUGGAAUGCCAGGCGAAGCUGCAGGAGCUGACGGGAAUGCUGCAGAGCCUGGAGGCCCUGCACCGCAUCCCCUCAGCACCCCUCAUCUCCGGCACCCAGCCUUCAGCCGCCACGGAGAGGCCGAAGAAAGGCAGGAGGAGCACCAGGAUCUGGUGCACCCAGAGCUUUGCCAAAGACGACACCAUCGGCAGGGUGGGUCGCCUGCACGGCUCCGUCCCCAACCUCUCGCGCUACCUGGAGCCAUCCCAGAGCCAGCUUCCCUUCAGCCUCCCCCCGGAGUACGCGCAGCUACAGAGGAGCUUCUGGGUGCUGGCGCAGAAAGUGCACGGCUCGCUCAGCAGCGUGGUGACGGCGCUGACGAUGGAGAGGACGCGUCUGGAGGAGCUGCGGCGGGCGCUGGACCGGCGGCGCUCAGCACCGCGUCCCGGCAGCGCCGGCAAUGCCGGGGCUGCCCUGCGCCGCUUCCACUCCCUCUCCGUCUCCUCUGACACCACCAUGGACUCCUUCGCAUCGCUGCACCCCGAUGAGCCGGACCCGCUGCCAGCCAAGGGCCGGGAGCAGCAGCUCUCCAACCGCAGCAUCGUGUCGCUGGCCGAUUCCCACACCGAGUUCUUCGAUGCCUGCGAGGUUUUCCUCUCUGCCAGCUCCUCUGAGAACGAGCCCUCGGACGAUGAAUCGUGCAUCAGCGAGGCCACCACCAGCGCCUGCGAGGACGCGGCCGAGCCCCCGACAGGUACCGGGAGGGGGUCACCGAUGAGAAGACGGGAAAGGAGUGGAUGUGUUCGGCUCCAUCCCACAGCGCCCGGUCCCGCAGGCGCGGAGGGCCCGGCGAUGCCCGCGGAGCCGCCGCCGGUGGAGCUGCCCGGUCCGGACCCGCGGCGGAGGAGCCGCCUGCCCGCGCCGCCCGCCCCGUCGGGGGACGUGAGCCUGUGGGGGCUGCUGCGGAGCAGCGUGGGGAAGGACCUGUCCCGGGUGGCCCUGCCCGUGCAGCUCAACGAGCCCCUCAACACGCUCCAGCGCCUCUGCGAGGAGCUCGAGUACAGCGCGCUCCUGGACCGCGCCAGCCGCGCCCGCGACCCGCGGCAGCGCUUGGUCUAUGUGGCUGCCUUUGCCGUGUCUGCCUAUGCCUCCACCUACUACCGGGCGGGCAGCAAACCCUUCAACCCGGUGCUGGGAGAGACCUAUGAGUGCGUGAGGCCUGACCGCGGCUUCCGCUUCAUCAGCGAGCAGGUCUGCCACCACCCUCCCAUCUCCGCCUGCCACGCUGAGUCUGACAACUUCAUCUUCUGGCAAGACAUGAGGUGGAAGAAUAAGUUCUGGGGCAAGUCCCUGGAGAUCGUCCCUGUGGGCACCGUCAAUGUGCAGCUGCCACGGACCGGGGACCACUUCCAAUGGAACAAGGUGACCACGUGCAUCCACAACGUGCUGAGCGGCCCGCGCUGGAUCGAGCACUACGGCGAGGUGCUGAUCCGCAACACACGGGAUGCUGCCUACCACUGCAAGAUCACCUUCGGCAAGGCUCGGUACUGGGGCGCAGGGGCCAACGAGGUGCAGGGCUUGGUGCUGAGCCGCAGCGGGGCCGUGGUGGAGCGCCUGGCCGGGAAGUGGCACGAGGGGCUGCACCGCGGGCCGGCACCGGGGCACUGCGUCUGGAGGGCCAACCCCAUGCCCCGUGACCAUGAGAAGAACUACGGCUUCACGCAGUUCGCCCUGGAGCUGAACGAGCUGACGCCGGAGCUGCGCCGCGUCCUGCCCUCCACUGACACCCGCCUGCGGCCCGACCAGCGGUACCUGGAGGAAGGCAACGUCCCGGCGGCCGAGACGCAGAAGCGCCAAAUCGAGCAGCUGCAGCGGGACCGGCGCCGGGUGAUGGAGGAGAACAACAUCACGCACCAGGCUCGCUUCUUCAGGCGGCUGAUGGAUGCUAAUGGCAAGGAGUCGUGGGUCACCAACAACACCUAUUGGAAGCUGCGCCUGGAUCCCGGCUUUGCCCACCUGGACAGCGCGGUGCUCUGGUAGUGACCCCCGCAAUAGGGUGCUGAGCCCCUCCCCAGGCUCAUCACAGCAGUGGGGCUGGUUCCCCCAGCACUGGGCACGUGGAGCCAGCCCCCCAAC